UUUUCCUUCUUUCUUCUCCAUUGAAAGCUACACCAAAAUUUAUCCCAUUAAUUAUUCAUUUAAUAAUGGAUUUCGUUCUAGAUUCCACCACCUCCUAUUUUCAUCUUACCUUUUUACCAGCAACUUUGUUUUCAUCUGUCUUUUUUCUUCCCUCGUAUCUUCCAAACUCAGACAUUAAUGAUAAUCAUGGAGAAAUCUAGUUCUGGGCCAAAGGCAACAAAAGAAGCGGGAUCCAAGAAAAUCCAAAAAGAAUCAAGCACCAUGGAAAGCCUCCCACGGGAGAUUGCUCUUGACAUACUAUCAAGAUUACCUAUAACUUCUUUAAUCCAGGUUAAGUGGGUUUGUCGUUCUUGGCGAAGCUUAGCACAAGACCCACUUCUUGCAACCAUGCAUUUCUCUCGCAUGAAUGACUAUGAUCCAGGUCUCGUCUUGCACUGUGACUUGCCUCUCCAAAACCAUCUCUAUUAUCUGCAUCUCUCUUCUCCAGAUAUAGUGAUCACUAGACUUCGUGUGCCUAUGAUCUCUGAGUUCGCUGUAGUUGGCUCAUGUAAUGGUUUACUGUGCCUGUGGCAUUCAUUGUUCAAAGAUAAAUGUUAUAUAUAUAAUCCUUUUACCAGGGAUUUCAAAGAACUGCCUGUACCAGAACAGUUUCCGACACAAACACGAGUUACGUUGGGAUUUGGUUUCCAUCCAGGGACAAAAGAGUACAAGGUGGUCAGAAUUGUCUACUACAGGAACGAAGAUGAAGUCUCCAAUUUCCAAGUCCGCAGAUAUUCUUUGCCAGAAUCAGAGGUGCAAGUUUUAACACUUGGCAAUGGCAUGUCUACGUGGAGAAGCAAAGGGAGAACUUCUUACCAACUUCUUGGAAGUCAUCCAUAUCAAUCUCAGGUUUUGUUAAAUGGAAGACUUCAUUGGUUGACAUGCAGACAUAGGCAUCAGUCACGUCGUCAGCUGGUGUCCUUUGACCUAGCAGAUGAACAAUUCCAGGAGGUUCCAACCCCUAAUCAUGGAAUAUUUGGCAGGUAUUUCUCUCAUCUGGCAAUUCUCCGCGGUUGUCUUGCAGCAAUAACUCAAGGUUUUAGACAGCUUAACAUCUGGGUUAUGAAAGAAUAUGGAGUCAAGGAAUCUUGGGUCAAGGAGUUCAGCAUUGGAGCUCACUUGCCCAGACACUUGGAUCUAAAUCAGGCACCAUUCAUCUAUGUUCCAGAGUGUCCAAUCAACUGGUCACAAGCUCGAGCUUUAUGUUUUUUUAAGAAUGGUGAGCUUCUGUUAGAAUACAAGAGAAGGUCUCUUGUUUCUUGUGACCCGACAUCUGGAGCAUUCAAGGAGAUUAGUUUUGGAGGUUUGCCAGAAUCUUUUAGCACAUUUGUUCAUAUAGGCAGCCUCAAUUUCAUUAAUUGAUUCCCUAGUUCAUUAAGCAAUUUACAUUCAAAUUGUUCAUUUCAUAUUGUUUUUAGAGAAUUUUCAAUCAAUAAAGUGAAAUACAU
Manihot esculenta (cassava) is the source of this 1487-nucleotide messenger RNA. RefSeq names its product F-box protein At3g07870. The record is from RefSeq and is a predicted model, not a curated record. NCBI's taxonomy places the organism in Eukaryota, Viridiplantae, Streptophyta, Magnoliopsida, Malpighiales, Euphorbiaceae. The transcript has a single exon. The coding region runs from base 178 to 1401 and encodes 407 amino acids. Gene Ontology annotation, molecular function: protein binding.